GGACGCAAGCGCGGCGCUCGAGAGACUUUCCGAGGUUUUCCAAAAAAUAGCAAAACACUACGUGUUUCUGGUCGUGAAAGUAUCUUUUUCCAGUUAGGCAGUUCCUUCUGCAGUGGCCCCACCCUUCUUCUUCUUCCCUCCAUUAUUUAGGCCCCGAAAAAGAGCCUUUUCAAGUCAAAUCGAGGAAAAACCACGAGCAACACAGCUGAAAACCUAUUUAAGGACCGUUCUAAAAAAUCAAGGAUUUUCAUUCAUAUUAAAAGACCUCUUUCGACCAAGUCAGUUAAAUAAAGGUUUUUUCAGAGUGUGUGUGUCUAUGUGCGUGUGCGCGUGUGUCAGUGUGUGUGCCUUAAUCCAUUAAAAAUAAUUAAGCCCAAAUAAAAACAACACAUGUAUAUCUAAAGUCCGCGAAAAAAUAAAUAAAUACUUUUGAAAGAGCCAUAAACAAAUCGCAGUCUACGAAAUCCGUUCAAAGCUCGCGCCAAUAUUGCUCCAAUUUAAGAAAACGGCUUAGCAACAAUUGCAUUGAACAGUCGAACAACAACAGCAGCGAAAAAAACUGAAACUGAAAGCAACAACAACCCGUAAAUAUAGAAAGCUUAACAAUCAAAUCCAACAGCAACGACAACGAGGGAUUAAAAGCCAGUAACAACUAUAAAUGUGGUGGGUGCAUUAUUGCCAUUAACCAGAAAUCCCAAGAAACGACUCUGGACAGAAUGAUCGCAGAGCAGCUGGUGGUCAAAAGUGGCCCAAUGAAUCACUGAGAGAAACAGGAGCCCCAAAGGAAAGCGAUCCCCGGCUUUAAAGCACAGAGAACAAAAGAAGCACUAAAGCGCUUGAUUAACAGGUGGAUUAAACCGAAAGCGGAAUGGCACACUUUUGCUGGCUCCUCAAAUUCGGUUUUUUGCUGCUGAUGUUGUCCGGCUGCCGGACACGCCCCGCCCCCGAUCCCGCCCCUUUUCCAGGCGGCAGGCAGAGUGAGCUCAUCGCGGGCAACGAGUUCCUCAAGCUGUUCCUCGAUCACGAUGAUCAGCAGCGCAGUCUGCACAGCAGCGAGCAGGAUUUCGAGGGCAGAGGAGAGUCCCCAUCUACGUUAUCACCAAAUCCUAAUCCUCGCCAGCGAAUGGCAACUGGCAGGAGUCUGGAUGUGGGCAGGAAUCGCUAUAGGAAUUCCCUGAGUUCGGUAAUUUCUCCUGAAGAUGAGCAUGCUGAUUCCAAGCAGGUGGUGAAGCUGGUCACCUCGGGCAGUAAAAUAGUGUUUCUUGAAGAUGCCCCGAGUAAAAGCAAGGAUGAGGUCAAAGUGGUGGCCGUGAGUGUGAGUUCCUCCAGCAAAAGAGGAGGUCCUAGCUCUUCUUCUGGAGCCACAGGAAGUGGCACGGAUUUUGUAAACCGCUCGCAUAAAAGUGAGCUUUCCAUAGAGGAAACGGAACCCCGAUUGGCGGGUGAUUCCAUGGACAGCGAGGUGGAUUCCCUGAAUAGUGCCUCCAAUAUACAAAGUGUACUGGCUGCUCCUCUGCUGGCAGCUUCCUCUGCCCAUUCCUUCUUGAAAACCAACCAAAGUGAGGUGGCCGAUGAGGAAACUGCCUCUCCAGCAGCAGCAGGUUUGCCCUUUCAAACGGUGAUUUAUCAUGACACUAAACAGGGCAGCCGCGGUCCUCAGUCCAGAUCGAUAUCCUACAGUUCCAUCUCCCAAAAUGUAGACGAUUUGCAGACGUGGCAGCAGACGAGAAGUGGUAUUCUGGCCGAGGCCCAAAGAAAUGUGAGUGAGAGCCUGAAACAUGGCCAUGGUUCCUCGGAACCCGCGAAAUUCUAUUCGCUGCCCUCAAAAAUGUACAGUGUGCCGAGUAAAUUUUACUCGGAACCAGCAAAGGUCUACUCGGAACCCUCGAAAAUGUACGGUCAGCCGGAGAAGGUUUACUCAGAGCCCUCGAAAGUCUACGGGCAGCCCUCUAAGUUUUAUUCGGAACCAGCUAAGGUUUACUCGCAACCCUCGAAGGUUUAUGGGGAGCCUGCGAAGACCUAUUGGCCCCAGACACUGACCACCACCACGGCAGCAACAACUAAAGCUCCCUUGGGAAGCACCACUGCAGCCCAGUCUUUAAGUAGCACAAGUACAACUGGAAAACCCCUAACAACCAGCACUUUUGUACCAUUGAGAUCCCGACCACGACCUGCGAUUGUCUCGCGCAUCGCUUUUGGCGAGGCCCAGAGUACAGCAGCAACACCAAGCAGCACAGCAGCAACACCCAGCAGCACGGCAGCAACAUUGGCCAGCAGGGUCACCACAGUAAAGCCUCCUGGUGGAACUACUUCAACCAGCAUCAGGCCAACCACUUGGCAACAUCAUUAUCACAGCUACAGUCAGCAGCAACCAACUCGCCGAGUACUCUUCAAUUUGGAUAAAUUGCCUUAUGAUUUAUUGAAUGCACCGCAGCCAUUGGAUCCAAUUUUAUCAAAGCACUCAGGUCCGAGUCACUACCACCAGCAGCAGCAGCAACAUCUGCAGCAGCAACACGAAGCGCAACAGCAACAGCAACAUCCAAGUCCGUGCUGGGAGCAACAACGUCAGCAUUCAUCACCGCCGCAUCAACAUUCUAAUCAAAAUGCCAAAGGAUUGCCCAAUAGAGAUCUAGUCAAGUGUGUUUCCAAAUUUGCACACCAACAUGGAGCAGUCGGAUCGGCGGUGGACCCAUCAGCGCCAUCAACUUCGGGGUCAGGUGGUGGCUAUUCGUACAGCUCCAGCUCCAGCUCCUCGUCCUCCUCCUCAUCCGCUGGAUCUUCAGCUGGGAAACAACAACUGCAGCAUCAGCACUUUACCACCGAGCGCCCCGAGCUCUAUACUCCGACCUCAGAGCAGAAUUACGAAAUUGAAGAGUCCGUUAGUGUUAUGACAAACGGACGGGCCCAUGGACUGCAGGGUGGUGGUGCAGGUGGUGCAACCACGCCAGCCGGUCCAGUCCAAGCCAAUCCACCAAGCAGCACCACCGUGGCCACAAAUCGUGGCAUCAACAGAGGACGUGGCUCGGUGGUUUACAAUGCAAAUGCCAACGAUUAUUCGGAUGGCAGCGAUGACGAUGGUGGUGGUUCAGAUUCAACGGGGGAGGGCGGCGAUUCGGGAUCCGAGGGACAGAGCCCCACUGAUGACGAAGACAAAGUCGCCUACGUGGUCGAGGGACGCAACUACCGAAAGUAUCGCGUAGAGGAGAAGACCGACGAUGGCUUCAUCGUUGGCGAGUACGGAGUGGUGGACCACAACGAUGGCAACCUGUGGGGAGUGCGUUACACCGCCGACUCCACCAUCAAUCGCAGUCUGAUACAGAAGGCGUUGCUCACGUUUCUCAAGCUCAAAUAGGGGCCAAAUGGUCAGACUCCACGCGGAAAAACACUCGAAAUGAAGUAG
This is a messenger RNA of Drosophila takahashii, 3400 nucleotides long. RefSeq lists its product as uncharacterized. Lineage: Eukaryota; Metazoa; Arthropoda; Insecta; Diptera; Drosophilidae. The record is from RefSeq and is a predicted model, not a curated record.